AUGGCGGCAGCCGAGGGAAAAGUGCACACUCAGGUCAAGUCAUCCACGAUGGGACGCUUCCUGACAUUGGCAGAUUCGGUCAUCCGCCCGGGUGCUCAAUUGCAGGCCAGGGACGGCCUUGUGGGCGAGUGCACCAACGUCGGCCUCAUUAGUGCCCUGAUGCUUACCAUGGUGGUCCCCAUGACAUAUGAGAAUGUGGCAGACUGGCUGGAAGAAGAUUACCCAGGCAGCGGCCAUCUCUUCGUGGACAGCUACCUUGGCCAGCUUGCCGGUGAAGACGCCGUCGCGAAGGCCGCGCCCAUCCUGAACGACGUCGCCAUGAUAUUCUACCUGAUUGGCUUUGCCGGCUUUCUUUGUUCAACCAUAUCGACUGUGCUUAUCUUGCUGUGUGUGGGUGAGCUUCAGACUGAGAUGGGCUGCCAGCAGUUCAUGAAGCGCGUGGGGGACUUCACGCGGAUGCCGUACCUCUUCUUCAUGGUUGGCUUUUACUACGCCUUUGCUGCCCUCAUCCGCUACCUCGUUACGGUGAAGACACUGGGGGGUCUCAUCUGCCUGUGCAUCGGCAUGCUCCUCUUCGCUCCCUGUAUCGCCUUAACCUGCUGCUUCUUUGUUAGAUGCUGCAUUCGGGCACACAACUGCAUGAACGAGUUCGAGGAGUUGCACCUCGCUGAUUCGGAGGUCGACGAAGAUGUGGAUGCAUGGUUUGCGCACAACUCACGGACGCGGACUUUGGAGCAAUGCUUGAUCGACCUGUCGGGACUGGCGCCGGAGAGCGAUCUCCUCAUCAAGCUGGAUGGUAUCAGUCAGGAGCGCGUGUCGAUCCAGUUCCACAAGAAGCAUGCGAAGAGCCUCAAGAUCGACCUGUCGCCAGCGGACUUGUACCGGUUGGCGUGCGACCGGCCCUCUACAUACUGA
Symbiodinium natans is the source of this 915-nucleotide messenger RNA. NCBI's taxonomy places the organism in Eukaryota, Dinophyceae, Suessiales, Symbiodiniaceae. The record is from the annotation of a GenBank genome assembly.